Messenger RNA from Paraglomus brasilianum, 1077 nucleotides. The record is from the annotation of a GenBank genome assembly. Lineage: Eukaryota; Fungi; Glomeromycota; Glomeromycetes; Paraglomerales; Paraglomeraceae.
AUGGACGACAAUACACCCAUUGCCAAUUUCUUGAACAGCUUUGUUGACGAGGGGAAAACGAGACAGGAUCAGGCGACGGCGGUUACCAAGAUAUUCAUUGAUCAGUGGAUUACUACUCUUGGCGACUGUAAGAAAUUCACUGUCGAGGACUUGAAAGAAUGGAAAGUACCUGCAAUGGUCGUGAAGGGAUUAGACGAACAAGGGUUUUUAAAGCCCUCCACAGAAAAGGCGAUAAACGAUAUUUCUGCUGAAAUAGUAAAAAAAUUAGUUCAAACUCCCAACCGACUUCCCAACAAGUCUGACUUACCAAAUUUCCUUAAUGAAAAUCCUCCAAUAAGAAUACCACUUGCCCCUGUUCAUUUUUCACAAUUUAAUACUAGUUUGGGUGGCAUAACUGAAGAAGAACGAGACACAUACUUUAUAUUAAGUAUGGAGGCAGAAUGUACAUCACUUUACUCAAGACUUUUAGGACAGUUAAUUUAUCCUCCUUCAUAUGGAAAUACUGAAGACUCAUAUCAUUGUUUGUGGGACAGCAUUAUUAAAAAUACAAUAGAGACAUUUGGAAUGCAUAGUUUUAGUAUGUCAGUAUUGGAAUUUGAUUGUAAUACUAGCAAACGGACUUCAACAGGCAGCAAUUGUCCAGACAUGGUUGUCUUAGUGAGAAAUGUUUGUCCCCUACGAGGUGAAGAAAAGUCCCAAGAAGAUGCAGGAGACCCAUCACGAGAAUUAGUUGAUAAAUUCAAGGACUGGACCUAUGGAGAUACUCCAUACAUUUUUGCAUACUAUGCUAUUGGUGUGCUAGUCACAUUUGUUACAUUGCAUAAGGCAGAAAAUAUGUUGAACAAGAAAAGAAAAUCGAGUGUUUAUUCUGAACGGAUAGCAGAAUUUAAUUUAAGCCAUUUGUCAGAUAGAAUUCGCAUUAUGAAUUUUCUUCGGAAUAUUUGUCGGAUAUUACCUAUUAUAGUGAAUUUGUGCCCACCAAGAGAUUUGCCAGAAUUUCAGACCAUAACCCGAUCAAAUGGAACUGUUAUUGAGCUUGGAUAUGCAGUUAAGAAAAGAUUUGCAGAUGAAAAGCGA